AUGCUUCCGGUCUCCGUAGGGAACUUCUCCAUAUCUCUUAUAGAUUUUGAUGCCAAUGAUUGCAACAUCAAAGGCAAGAUUCCAAAUGAAGUUGGAAACUUAAGCAACUUAUUAGACCUUGAUCUUUCUGAUAAUAACUUGAUUGGAUCAAUUCCUACAUCAAUUCACAACUUGAGAAACCUUCAGCGCCUGUACUUGAACAACAACAAGCUUACAGGAUUUAUUGGAGAUAAUUUAUGUAAAUUGCAACAUUUGGGAGAUAUUUACUUGGGUCAAAAUCAACUUUCAGGAGCACUUCCUAAUUGUUUAGGGAAUGUUACGUCCCUUAGGUUCUUACAUCUUGAUUCCAAUAAAUUGAGUUCCAAUAUACCACCAAGCUUGGGGAAUCUUAGAGAUCUAGUGGAGCUUAACUUAUCAUCAAACAACAUGGUUGGUUCUUUACCUCUGGAAAUUGGAAAUCUAAAGGCUGCAAUAUAUAUGGAUCUGUCAAUGAAUCAAUUCACAAAUGGAAUUCCUAGAGAAAUUGGAGGAUUGCAAAAUCUGGUGCAUCUUUCUUUGAGACACAACAAGUUGCAAGGAUCUAUACCUGACUCAGUGAGCAACAUGGUAGGUUUGGAAUUCCUAGACAUUUCUCAUAAUAAUAUAUCAGGAACCAUUCCUAUGUCUAUGGAGAAACUUCAAUACCUCAAGUAUUUCAAUGUUUCUGUCAACAAGCUGUACAGUGAAAUACCCUCGGGGGGUCCUUUCAAGAACCUCUCGAGUCAAUUUUUCAUCGACAAUGAAGCAUUGUGUGAAACAACUCGAUGCAUGAGAUAUGGAGAAGGCUCUCAUCCAAGGGUUGUAAAUCGUAAUGCAGGCAAACUACCUCCACGUAAACAUCAAUGA
This is a messenger RNA of Solanum tuberosum (potato), 885 nucleotides long. RefSeq names its product probable leucine-rich repeat receptor-like protein kinase At1g35710. Gene Ontology annotation, molecular function: protein binding. The record is from RefSeq and is a predicted model, not a curated record. Bases 1 to 885 code for a protein of 294 amino acids. Lineage: Eukaryota; Viridiplantae; Streptophyta; Magnoliopsida; Solanales; Solanaceae. The transcript is spliced from 2 exons.